Molecule: messenger RNA, 1338 nt
Organism: Bemisia tabaci
Lineage: Eukaryota; Metazoa; Arthropoda; Insecta; Hemiptera; Aleyrodidae
Product: omega-amidase NIT2
Biological process (GO): oxaloacetate metabolic process; L-glutamine metabolic process
Cellular component (GO): mitochondrion
Molecular function (GO): omega-amidase activity
Source: RefSeq, a predicted model, not a curated record
AGUCAUUGUAAUGGAACUGGUUAUUUGCCAUGUGAUUAUUAUCAGACACUCAAGCUCAACUUAAUCCUUCUCUGGUCUUUAAUUUUAAGUUUAGGAAUUAUCACUCAAAUUAUUAAGUCAAGUUCACAUAUUAUUGGUUUGAUGGUGGUCGUGCAUUUAUUCUUUUUUCUUUGUGUUAACUAGGUAUUCAUGGUCCAAGGAAUUCACUUUGUAUCUGCAUCCAUAGGAAAUUUCAUUGCACAGGCUAAUUCUGACUGUCUGGAAUUUUUAUCUCCCUCAAUAUAAAUCAUAUCGAAUGAUCAGUAUGUGUAAGAAAGGUUUACGUUUGGGCCUGAUACAAUUGAGUGUCGGUGCUAACAAAGCUCAUAAUGUUCAGAAUGCCCUUAAGUUUGUGAAGAAAGCAAAGGAGGGUGGCUCUAACAUCAUAGUCCUCCCAGAAUGUUUCAAUGCUCCAUAUGGAACAAAAUAUUUCCCUGAGUAUGCAGAAAGCAUUCCAGAUGGUGAGACAAGCAGGGCUUUAUCUGCAGCUGCAAAGGAGGUUAAGGCAUAUAUUGUUGGUGGCUCUAUCCCAGAGAGAGAUGGCUCCAAAUUGUAUAAUACUUCAACUGUUUGGUCCCCAGACGGGCAAUUAGUCGCAAAACACAGAAAGAUGCACUUAUUUGAUAUAGACAUCCCAGGAGGAAUAACAUUCAAAGAAUCAGAGGUAUUAUCGCCUGGGAAUACACCUUGCAUUUUUGAUACGGAAUACUGUAAAAUAGGAAUCGGCAUAUGCUAUGAUAUUCGCUUUUUUGAAUUAGCUGCUCUGUACCGUAAAGCAGGUUGCGAUAUUUUAAUCUAUCCUGGAGCAUUUAACAUGACAACUGGGCCACUGCAUUGGGACCUGCUUGCACGAGCAAGGGCAGUUGAUAAUCAAGUGUUUGUGGCGGCAGUGUCUCCUGCACGAGAUGAGAAAGCUGAUUACAUUGCAUAUGGCCAUACAUGUGCUGUUGAUCCUUGGGGUAAAACUCUUGCUCAAGCUGGGGCUGAAGAGGAAUUGCUCUUUGCUGACAUUGACUUUGAAACUAUGAAAAAUAUACGGCAGCAAAUCCCAGUCAGCCAUCAGAAGCGCAACGAUGUAUAUGAUUUAGUCGUGAAAAGCAACUUAUAAUAAUUUUCAUUCCAUCGUUAUCAAGAAUUUUAUGCUUUUAAGCAUGAUGCAAGAUUCCUCACUGUGUGCUUGAGUUCUUUUCCUACAUUUAAGAAUAAUGUUGUUGCCUUCCAGGACUAUGAUACAUAAGAACUUAAGUUCUUCCUUCCUUAUUAUUUUUAUACGAAUAAAGAUUUUUAUGGUUGUUAUUA